Messenger RNA from Chilo suppressalis (striped riceborer), 1242 nucleotides. The record is from the annotation of a GenBank genome assembly. Lineage: Eukaryota; Metazoa; Arthropoda; Insecta; Lepidoptera; Crambidae.
AUGGGGCGGGAGAGGGUCCUAAGAAAACGCGCAAUCUCUGUAAAAAAUUGGCAACAUCUUUUAUCAAAUGUAGCAAGACCCCUUGCAGGUUGUCAUAGACAACUAGGGGUCGAUAUAGAUCACUUUGGGAAUCACUGCUCUAAGGAAUCAAGUACAAAGAUCUGCAUUCAUUCCAUAAGUCAGGGAUCACUCCCUGCCGCAUCUGCCGGAAGACCAAAGAAGUCCGACAUCUCAUAUACACUUAAUGAUACGGAAAAAUUACAGAAGACCCCCUUUUUAGAUCUUCACCAAUUGACAAACGAAGAUGGUUUGUCUACAAAACAUGAUUUCAAUUUAGGCAAAACACACAAAAUUGGAUCCGGAUCUACAUUUGUGGUGAAGGAGCUACACAAGCUCCCACCCGUCACGUUCGACCACGUCGAUGUCACCAGGUUGCUCAAGGACAUCAACUUCCUAAAAGCAAAUCAGGCCGAUGUAGUGAACAAGUUGAAGGAAUCAAACAACACUAUCGGUAAAAAAUGCUAUUUACAGACGACGGCGCCUUUAAGAGGCACACCGCCGAACGGACCUCACACCUGGCUUCCGGGUCUCCCGGGGUAUCACGGGGACCCCGCAGACGUGCGCAGGAUGGCCCGCGCGUGGGGGUUGAGUACGCGGCCUAAUGCCCACCGACAGAACUACAAGGCCCGCCCCUCGUCCACACUGAAGACGUCGCGCGACUGCACGUUAACACUAAACGCGCUUACGCAGCUGCAGCCGCCAGCCGACCCGUCUCUGUCACGCAACCUGAGCGGAAAUGCAUACCCAACGAAGAAGGGUAGUCAAGACAUCCCUUGUGCAACUCCGGCGGAAACACGUCACCGAAGAAGAAGAAGCCCACUCGUCGCAAUCGGUGUCGCUCCGAUCGGACCGAAUAAUCGUACAGUGAUACCAGUGAGGCUACUGUACGUGUCCCACUUGCAUUACACCACGAAGGCGGAGGAGAUCGCAGAAUACUUGCGUACGAAGACCAAUUUCUCCCAGAGGGUUGCGCGGUUGGAGUCUCGCCACGACAUGGAUUUUAGUUCAUUUGUGGUGAAAGUUACGACUGAAGAUCUGGCGACCUUUUUGAAAGAGGAGCUUUGGCCGAAAGGUGUGGUAUUCCGGCGUUUCAAAGGCAGGCUACCUGACACCACUCCGCACCAAACGUGUUAUUUAGAAUUUUUAAUUAUUUUAUAUUUCAUAUUUAUGUUAGACUAUUAG